CCAAAAGAGAGAAGAAGAAGAAGAAGGCAAUAAAAAGAAGCCACCGGCGCGAGAAAAGUCGCGUUUUUUUUUUAUUUCUAUCAAUACCCAACUGCUCUCUACACCUUUCCUGGAAAAUUCCGUGCUUUUCUCCUUCUUCUUCUUCAAUACCCAAUUUUCACAAAUUUCAAACAAACCCAUAUCCCUGGAUCUACGCUUCCGUGAUUUCCCCAACUUCUCUCAAUUCGAUUUGGGUUUUCUCCGGUGGUGAAUUCCCUGACUUUUUGGUUUUUAUUUUCCGAUUUAGGGUUUGCUUCGUCUUUCUCGGGUUAGGGUUCAUGAUGGGUGAGGAAGGUUCAGUGUUUGGGGUUGGAGAUGAUUUGCCCGGUGAUGAUUGUGAUGGUGCUUUUGCGUUUGAUGAUGAUGACGAUGCUAUUGAUAUCGAAACUCUUUACCGGAUUCUAGAUGAGAAGCCUCUUUCUGCUGAGGCUAGCCAAGAUAAUUUAUCACCAGCUGGUUCAUCUGCUGACGAGCUCAAGCAUUCACAGUUGCAAAAUGGAUCUCAGACGGAUGAUUGGUUUUCUUCUCGGGAUUCAUAUAGCUUAGGAGCCUCGCAACCAGGGACUGGGGUGUCAGGCUCAUUCGAUGAACAAAUGAAACUGGAACCUGGGCUAAGUCCUUCACCUGCUUAUACUUGUUCUGCAAGUCUUAAAGAUUGGUUUUCGUUAAGCCAAGGUGAGCAGCCUGUGGAAACAUGUGGAGUUUCUCAAUCUGAGAUGACUAGUUGUAGUAUAUCGUCUAGUUUCUCUGAUCAUGAUGGCAAUGUGGCAUUCAAUCCAGUGAAUUGUGACGUUGACACUGUUUCGAAGCAGGAUGACAAGAUUAUUGAUUCCAAAUUUACAUCGACCAGCUCCACAAUGAUGAUUCCAUAUUUUGAUGACGAGUCUGGAUAUGGAGCGGGUUUGGGAGCCAAUCAUACCUCCUCUGUCAUGUCGGGAUUUUUUAAUAACUCCAAUUCUCUCAGUGACAGUGGGGAUAACUAUGUCUCUUCUGCACAAGACUGCUACAAUACAAGUGGUGCAUCCUUUUCAGAACAUACCCCCAAUUUUGUCCAGAAUUUUUCGUUUCAGCUCUUUCCCAAUAAAGAAGAAGAAGCUGUAAAUGAUAUUGAGAGUGGAGUUAGUGAGUCUCAGUCAGAUGGUGCCAGCCGGAUGACUUUUGAUAGACAUGGGAGAGUAGACAAUGGAUCUUUAGAAAGGAAACCUGCCAUUGAUUUUUCUAGUGCAAGAGGGAUCAGUUUCAAGUGUGAAAGUUAUCCUUCAGCUUCUCCUGCCUGUGGUGAACUGCACAACAAUUUCGACAGUCAUUUAGCUGAUAAUGAUCUUGACCGGCCUGAUAAUUGUUCAAGCAGUUUUCAGGAUAACAAAGCUGUUCAUUUGACUGCUAAACCAGAGGCUGAGUCAGAGAAAGUGGUCUACAGUUCAGUUCCAGGGGAAUAUAGUAUCAGGGACGAUGCAUAUGCACCUGAAGAAACCAAUCAUUGGUGGUCUGGUGCAUCAAGUUGUGCAGUCUCCUACCAAACAGAUAUUGAAAAAGGAUACUCAUAUAUGGCACCACAAACUGCUUUCCCUAGCCAGGACAGUGGCAACAGAAGCUCCAGUAAUUUUUAUGAUUCAGAUGCAUGUAUGCAAUAUGUAGCAGAAGAUCCCAGCCCAGUGACACAAAGCAAUGAACAUUUAGAUUUUCAAAUACAUCAAGGAGACGAUGAACAUAUUCAACCAAGGAGCUUUGAUUCUAAUUUCUCAAAUGCCUGCUUUGAAUCAGUUCAAAGCCAUUCUUCAGAAUUGAUAUCUGAUAGUGAUGAUGAUUCUGACAUCUGCAUAAUAGAAACUAAUUGCCAAUCGGCAAUCCCACCUCGACCUAUCCCACCUCGACCUAUCCCACCUCGACCUCAAGCUAUGAUAAACCCAGUGGUUUCUUCAGAAUAUUCUACAAUUGGUAAUAAUUUUCAUCAACCUGGAGGCCUGAAGCUUCAGUCAAAUAAAGAAAAUAUGAUCUUUCAAGCUGCAUUGCAGGAUCUCUCUCAGCCUAAUUCUGAAGCAAGUCCGCCUGAUGGUGUCUUGACAGUCCCGCUUAUGAGACAUCAGCGAAUUGCAUUGUCUUGGAUGGCCCAGAAGGAAACAAGUGGCUUCCCCUGUUCGGGAGGAAUUCUUGCUGAUGAUCAGGGACUUGGGAAGACAGUUUCCACUAUAGCUCUUAUACUGAAGGAACGGUCUAAACCUGCCCAAGCAUGUGAAGAAAGUACGAAGAAAGAAAUUUUUGACCUUGAAAGCGAGAGUGGAGAAUGUGCGCCUUUAAAACCCAGUGUAAAAAGCGAACAUUUUGAAAACAUAGUUGCUGGAGAUAGUGUGGGUAAAGUGAGGGGAAGGCCAGCUGCUGGAACGCUUAUUGUCUGUCCCACUAGUGUUAUGCGGCAGUGGGCUGAUGAAUUACAUAAGAAAGUGACUAGUGAAGCAAAUCUCUCUGUUCUGGUAUACCAUGGGUCUAGCAGAACCAAAGAUCCUCAUGAGUUGGCAAAAUAUGAUGUUGUUGUUACCACAUUUUCUAUCGUAAGUAUGGAAGUGCCGAAACAGCCUCUUGUAGAUGAUGAGGACGAAGAGAAGGGUGGGGUACAUGAUGGUGGAUCUGCAACUACUGGCUUUUGCUCAAACAAGAAAAGAAAAUAUCCUCCUGAUUCUAAGAAGAAAGUCUCAAAGAAGAAGAAACAGGCUGAAUUUCAGUCUGGUCCUCUUGCGAAAGUUUCAUGGUUUAGAGUUGUUCUCGAUGAGGCACAGAGCAUUAAGAAUUACAAAACCCAAGUUGCAAGAGCAUGCUGGGGACUUCGUGCUAAACGGAGGUGGUGUUUAUCAGGGACUCCAAUUCAGAAUUCAAUCGAUGACCUCUACAGCUACUUUCGGUUUCUCAAAUAUGAUCCUUAUUCUUCCUACGUAUUGUUCUGUAGCACUAUUAAGAACCCUAUAACUAGGAACCCAGUGAAAGGAUAUCAGAAGCUGCAGGCUAUCCUUAAAACUGUGAUGCUUCGCCGAACUAAAGGUUCACAUCUUGAUGGGAAACCAAUAAUCUCUUUGCCUCCGAAGUCCAUUGAGUUGAGAAAAGUGGAUUUCACUGUAGAGGAACGUGAUUUCUACUCCAAAUUAGAGGCCGAAUCUCGUAGUCAAUUCAGGGAAUAUGAAGAAGCCGGAACAGUGAAGCAAAAUUAUGUAAAUAUCUUGUUGAUGCUCUUGCGCCUUCGUCAAGCUUGUGAUCACCCUCUUCUCGUGAAUGGUGAUUACAGUUUUACCUGGGAAUCCUCUGUUGGAUUAGCUAAGAAGCAGAUUUUUCCAGAAGCUUCACUGGCAAUUUGUGGUAUCUGCAAUGAUGCACCUGAUGAUGCUGUUGUUUCAGUCUGUGGUCAUGUUUUCUGUAAACAGUGCAUUUAUGAGCGCCUUACAGGUGAUAAUAAUCACUGCCCCUUUGCAAACUGCGAUGUCACACUCACCAUCUCCUCAUUGUCUUCCAAAACAAGAUUGGACGAUGCUAAGUCUGGCAUGCAGGAUAUUGUCACUUCGAAUCAUUUUGAGAGCCUUGGCAGUUCUGAAGAUCAUCCAUAUGGUUCAUCCAAAAUCAAGGCCGCUCUAGAGAUCUUAAAAUCACUGCCCAAACUGCUGGAUUUGACAGACACAAAUCAGAUCUCUCAAAACAGAGAGGACUCAUGUGUUCCUGUAACACCCGUUAAGAGUGAGGUUAUUAGCCUUGGUGUUCCGAUUAAGGUAGCUAGAGAAAAAGCCAUUGUUUUUUCCCAAUGGACAAAGAUGCUGGACCUACUUGAAGCUUCUCUUGUAAGUUCGCGUAUUCAGUAUAGAAGGCUCGAUGGAACAAUGUCAGUUGCUGCUCGAGAUAAAGCAGUACAAGAUUUUAACACUCUUCCUGAGGUGACUGUAAUGAUUAUGUCUCUUAAGGCUGCUAGUCUAGGACUAAACAUGGUGGCAGCUUGUCAUGUUCUGAUGCUGGACUUGUGGUGGAACCCAACAACCGAGGAUCAAGCAAUUGAUAGAGCACAUCGUAUAGGACAAACACGACCAGUAACAGUGGUUCGCUUCACAGUAAAAGAUACAGUCGAAGAUAGGAUAUUGGCCCUUCAGCAAAAGAAGAGAAUGAUGGUAGCCUCUGCGUUUGGAGAAGAUGAAAAGGGAAGCCGGCAGUCUCACCUCACAGUAGAGGACUUGAGCUAUUUGUUCAUGGCGGAUUCAUAAGAAGCGAGCUUCGAGCUCUAUUUUUUUUGGCCGAUGCAGACGGGUACAUAUGAUAGGAUUUUUGUCGGUUUUUGUGCAGUUUUAGGAGGAAGAGACUCUUCAUUUAACUGACUACAGGUUCGUUGAAAAGAAAGAUUAGAAAAUACAAUUUGGGGUUUGGGAUAAAAAAAAAAAUAGAGAGCUGAUAAGAUUUGAUUAUUGGUUCCAUUUAGACUUUAGGUAUUAUUGACAGUUAAUGGAAGAAGACAAUAUAGGAGCAUGAAUUUCUCAUUGUAAGGUCACAAUGUGAUUGGUCCGACGAGUUAUAAUAGCUUACUUCUUAAAGACUCUAA
Messenger RNA from Capsella rubella, 4603 nucleotides. Its product is annotated as helicase-like transcription factor CHR28. The coding region runs from base 318 to 4271 and encodes 1317 amino acids. The record is from RefSeq and is a predicted model, not a curated record. NCBI's taxonomy places the organism in Eukaryota, Viridiplantae, Streptophyta, Magnoliopsida, Brassicales, Brassicaceae. Gene Ontology annotation, molecular function: ATP binding; ATP-dependent chromatin remodeler activity. The transcript has 12 exons.